This is a messenger RNA of Globicephala melas (long-finned pilot whale), 3791 nucleotides long. RefSeq names its product SHC adaptor protein 2 (gene SHC2). Gene Ontology annotation, molecular function: receptor tyrosine kinase binding. Gene Ontology annotation, biological process: cell surface receptor protein tyrosine kinase signaling pathway; intracellular signal transduction. Lineage: Eukaryota; Metazoa; Chordata; Mammalia; Artiodactyla; Delphinidae. Gene Ontology annotation, cellular component: plasma membrane. The record is from RefSeq and is a predicted model, not a curated record.
UAUGGCUCCCAACAGCCACCUGUGCACACAUAGGGAGCCUGCAGACUGGUGUGUCUGUGGGAUAAAGUCCUCAAAAUGGAGUUUCAGGGUCAAAGCAUGUGUGCGUGUAUCAUUUUUUAAAAGCCGAGGGGACUUCCCCAAGGCACAGUGGCUACGACUCCAUGCUCCCAGUGCGGGAGGCCAGUUCGAUCCCUGGUCAGGGAACUAGAUUCCACAUGCAUGCCGCAACUAAAGACCCCGCAUUCCGCAACUAAAGAUCCCGCAUGCCGCAACUAAAGAAAAAUGAUCCCACAUGCUGCAACUAAAAAAUCCUGUGUGCUGCGACUAAGACCCGGCACAGCCAAGUAAGUAAGUAAAUAAAUAUUUUUAAAAAUUGAGGUAAAAUUCACAUAACUAAGUUAACCAUUCACCAUUAUUUAUUUAUUUUCUUUCCUUCUUUCUUUUUUUUUUGGACUGUGUCAGGUCUUAGUUGUGGCACACGGGAUCUUUCGUUGCGGCGCCCGGGCUUCUCUCUAAUUGUGGCCUGUGGGGUUUUUUUCUCUCUAGUUGUGGCUCGCGGGCUCCAGGGUGCAUGGGCUCUGUAGUUUGUAGCACGCGGGCUCUCUCGUUGAGGCGCGCAGGCUCAGUGGUUGUGGUGCGUGGGCUUAGUUGCCCCGUGGCCUGUGGGAUCUUAGUUCCCCGACCAGGGAUCGAACCCGCGUCCCCUGCAUUGGAAGGCAGAUUCUUUACCACUGGACCACCAGGGAAGUCCCUACCAUUAACCUUUUGUUUUUCUUUUUUUUAAUUUUAUUUUUAAAAUUUAUUUAUUUUUGGCUGCAUUUGGUCUUUGUUGCUGCACGCAGGCCUUAUCCAGUUGCGGCGAGCCGAGGUCACUCCCCGCUGCGGUGCGCGGGCUUCUCAUUGCGGCGGCUUCUCUUGUUGCAGAGCACGGGCUCUAGGCGCGUGGGCUCAGUAGUUGUGGCUCGCGGGCUCUAGAGCGCAGGCUCAGUAGUCGUGGCGCAUGGACUUAGUUGCUCCGCGGCAUGCGGGAUCUUCGCGGACCAGAGCUCGAACCCAUGUCCCCUGCAUUGGUAGAUGGAUUCCCAACCACUGCGCCACCAGGGAAGUCCCCCAUUGACCGUUUGAAAUCACAGUACAGUGGUAUUUAGUACAUUCACAAGGUUGUGCAACCACCAAAUCGGUCUAGUUCCAGAACAUUCCAUCAACCCAAAAAAAACCCCAUCCCCGUUAGCUGUCACCCCCUACGCCCCUCCCCCGCCCCUGACAACCAUGAACCCACUCUCUGUCCCUGUGGAUUUUCUUGUCCUGGACGUUUCCCAUCAAUGGGAUCACAUGACAGACUCUGCAAAUGGCUGUGCCAGGUUCCCUCCCAGCUGUGCAGACAGCACGUUGGGGGGUGCUGGUGGCCGUCGUCUGGCCACCCUGCCCCACCCCUCCCCCGGCUGUUCCUGCCUUCUCUGUCCCUCAGCAUCGUCUCUUGGAGAUUUUGAAUUACCGAAUUACCUUCCGUGGAAAUGGUAAUCUGGGCAGGGGUGGGCACACUCUCCCUGGAAAAGGUCAGACAGUCAAAGCUUUGGGCUUCGCGGGCCAGACGUCCUCUGUCCCGGACCCUGGGGACGCAGAAGUGAACAGGGUCGCCACCGUCCAGUCCUCCUGGGCUGACCUUCUAGUGGAGCAGAAAGAGAAUGAACAGCAGAUGGUUAAACGAACAGCCAGGACUGAGCCUGGAGGAAUCCACCGCUUCCAGGGAACAACUCCCUUACAGUCAGGGAGGGCAGCUCUGAGGAGUACAUGGGCUGCAUCGAAGUCCUCCGUUCCAUGCGCUCCCUGGACUUCAGCACUCGCACCCAGCUCACCAGGGAAGCCAUCAACCGGCUCCAUGAGGCCGUGCCUGGCAUCCGGGGCUCCUGGAAGAAGAAGGCCCCCAACAAGGCACUGGCCUCCAUCCUGGGCAAGAGCAACCUGCGCUUCGCGGGCAUGAGCAUCGCCGUCAGCAUCUCCGUCGACGGCCUCAACCUCUCCGUUCCCGCCACGCACCAGAUCAUCGCCAGCCACCACAUGCAGUCCAUCUCCUUUGCGUCGGGGGGUGACACGGACAUGGUGGAUUAUGUGGCCUACGUGGCCAAGGACCCCAUCAACCAGAGAGCCUGCCACAUCCUGGAGUGCUGCGAGGGCCUCGCCCAGAGCGUCAUCAGCACCGUGGGCCAAGCCUUCGAGCUGCGCUUCAAACAGUACCUGCACAGCCCCCCCAGGGUUGUCGUGCCCCCGGGAAGGCUGACCGGGCCGGAGGAUUCGGCCUGGGGGGACGAGGACGAGACAGAACACAGCUACUACAACCGCACUCCCGGGAAGGAACCGCCCCUGGGCGGGCUGGUGGACUCCAGGCUCACCCCUGCGCAGCAGCCCUGCGCCCUCGGGGCCCUUGGCCAGGGAGCAUCUCCUGCUCGAAGAGACGCCCGAGGCCCGCAGUGGGACGUGGGCCCCUCAGCCCCGCCCGGGGAUGGCUACGUGCAGGCAGACCCGCGGGGCCCGCGAGACUACGAGGACCACUUGUACGUCAACACGCAAGGUCUGGACGGCCCGGAGACCCUGCAGCCUGAGGACAGCCCCAAGAAGGACCUGUUCGACAUGAGACCCUUCGAGGAUGCCCUGAGGCUGCACGAGUGCUCCGUGGCCGCGGGUCCGGCGGCAGCCCCCCUUCCCGUGGAGGACCAGUGGCCCAGCCCGCCGACCCGCCGGGCCCCCAUCGCCCCCACGGAAGAGCAGCUGCGGCAGGAGCCCUGGUACCACGGCCAGAUGAGCCGUCGGGCGGCGGAGAAACUGCUUCGAGUGGACGGGGACUUCCUUGUGCGGGACAGCGUCACCAACCCGGGGCAGUAUGUCCUCACCGGCAUGCACGCAGGGCAGCCCAAGCACCUGCUGCUCGUGGACCCCGAAGGCGUGGUGCGGACGAAGGACGUGCUCUUCGAGAGCAUCAGCCACCUGAUCGACUACCACCUGCAGAACGGGCAGCCCAUCGUGGCCGCCGAGAGCGAGCUGCACCUGCGUGGUGUCGUCAGGCGGGAACCCUGAGCCAGGUUGUGACUCUCAGCCUGUGGCUCCUUGUCCCCGCUCCCCCCGGAUGGCCCUGUGGUGGCCUUAGGGGCCCUCAGCCUUUCUCUGGACCCUGGUCGGGCCGGAAUCGCCGCUGUCUCUCCUUCCUCCGCGUGGGUCUCUGGAAUCUUCCUUCUCCAGCUGGCCCUGGGCUGGGCUGGGUCAAGCCCGCCUGGAGACGGAGCCCACGACCCCUUUCUCCCACCGAGCCCUCUGCCUGCCGCCAGCCUUCACCUGGAGUGAGGGCACACAUACCAAAGACAGAGCCUUUUCUCGCCUUUAAAGAAAGUAUAUCAGAAAGCAGCCCUCUAUCUCGGAGCCCUGGCCCAGGUUCCUGAUGGGGCAAGGAGGCACCGUUUCCUUUCCCGGCUGGACGUCAGCUCACCUCCCUGGAACCAGCAGGUCCCCAGUUCCCUGGCAUGGAGACGGGUUCCUGUCCUGGCCGGGCUCAGAUUUUCCACCUGAAAAAUUAGUGCACAGUUGUCUUUUGGGGGGAGAAUCGAGGUGCUUUGGGCCCUCAGGCCAGGGCAAAUGCUGAUGUGGAAGUGGGGGGCAGCCUUGGGAUGAUGGGGGGUAUCCAGGCAACCCCAAGACAACUGACCCGGGUGGGGCUGGUUGUGAGGCCCCCGCCCUCCCAGCUGUCAACCUGCACUGGACACUUGGACUCUGUUUGUAAUUAAACCUGGGAAUGACCACGG